Molecule: messenger RNA, 612 nt
Organism: Gilbertella persicaria
Lineage: Eukaryota; Fungi; Mucoromycota; Mucoromycetes; Mucorales; Choanephoraceae
Exons: 4
Coding region: 41-604 (187 amino acids)
Source: RefSeq, a predicted model, not a curated record
UAUAAAUAUAUAUAUAUAUAUAUAUAUUUUUCUUUAGCUGAUGGAAGGAUUACAUUCAAGAAAAAAGAUCAACAGGGAAGAUGAGACUGAAUUCUUAGAUGAAGAAGAACAAGAAAGGUUACUUGGAGACCUUCGUCAACAGAAUGAUCAAGCAAAUCUAAAUAUACAGAGAGGACUAGUAGUCAUAGGCAUGAUUGUAUCAGCACUAUUCUUUUCCAUGUUAUUCCAAGCUUAUCCACAGACAAUACCUAUUUCUCAACUCUAUCAACCCACAUUGACAUCUGCAGUAACACCUCGAUUAGUAGCCCUAUUGAGUAUUGCAUCUAUCUAUCUGUCUAUUGCUACAUUGAUAUUAUCUUCCUCAUUGGCUAUUGUACCUGGAUUAGUGACUCAACACAGAGAUACUCGAGUGGGAUGGAUGGCUCUAGGUACAGCCAUAUGUGUUAUUAUUCAGAGUAUGACUUCCAGUUGGAUUGAAAUCGUAUUUUGGUCUAUUCCAUCUAUGCUUAUUCUUAUGUACUAUUCUGCUUAUUGUAUGAUCCAUAAAGUAUCUGUUGGACUAGAUCAACUUGAAAAAUCAAGAUACAAGUACAAGGGUGCAUAAUAAUAAAA